Molecule: messenger RNA, 577 nt
Organism: Mesitornis unicolor (brown roatelo)
Lineage: Eukaryota; Metazoa; Chordata; Aves; Mesitornithiformes; Mesitornithidae
Gene: CRYZL1
Product: crystallin, zeta (quinone reductase)-like 1
Exons: 7
Molecular function (GO): oxidoreductase activity
Source: RefSeq, a predicted model, not a curated record
AUGAAGGCCUUGUAUUGUCAGCAGAAUUCACCUGGAGAGGAAAUGACAUUUGUCUUCCAGGAAAGAGAAAACCUUCCUCCUACAAGAGACAAUGAUGUGAAAGUACAAGUUAGAGCCUGUGCACUGAGCUGGAUAGAUACAAAGCUUCUGUCAGAAAUUAAACUGGAGAAGGAGCUUCUACCUGUUGGUCGAGAAAUUUCUGGAGUUGUAUUGGAAGUUGGAAGAAAGGUGACCUUUUUUCAGCCAGAUGAUGAAGUGGUGGGAAUUUUGCCCCUGGAUUCUGAAGAGUCUGGUCUUUGUGAAGUUGUUCUAGUUCAUGAGCAUUACUUGGUUCGUAAACCAGAAAAAGUUUGUUGGGUUGAAGCAGCUGGGACUGUUCGUGAUGGUGUCCGAGCAUACACGGCUUUACACUACCUUUCCCAAGUCUCUCGUGGAAAAACUGUCCUUGUAAUGGAUGGAGCAAGUCCAUUCGGUACAAUAGCUAUUCAGUUAGCACAACACAGAGGAGCUAAAGUAAUCUCUACUGCAUACAGUAUUGAAGAUAAGCAGUAUCUGGAGAGGCUUAGACCUCCUGUGG